AUGAGAUCUGGCUAUGACGAUUCUGCCAGACAUCAGAACCUAAUACAGCAGAGGUACGAUGAUUAUCAUGAUCAGUACUCAGAUAUGCCUCCUCGCUACGAAAAUCCCACAUUUGAUGUUCGGGAUUCGUACCAAGGGCAAUUCCACAACGAACCUCAGUUCUAUAUGAGUCGUGGAAACAUGGGGUCAAUAGAUGGUAGCUUUCAUCCAAUUGCUCUGCCUCAGAUUGCAUAUGGAGAUGAACAGCCUUUCCUUCGAGGAUACACAUACGACCUGAGUCAAUAUGGGAUCUCUGAGCAGCAAUUCAUAGGAUUGUUGGACGCCAUCAAUGUCGCCAUAAUUCCCAAUCCAGAGAAUCAGAUCUUCCAAAAAGGAGCGAAUAUCGCGGGCUGGUUCCUACCUGGCGCCGCCUCGAUUGGCCUCACACUUGGACAAAUCGGUGUCGGACUCGGCACAUCUCUCGGCCACGCAUCUGCAGUUGCUCGGAUCCUAUCGACUGCUAAUCUGCAGCUCUUUCUUCCAAAGGGACUCGAGAUAUGUAUUGGAAAAACAGAAGAUGUCAACAACGAAGUCGGUCUUGCCCCGGGUUCUCAACAACCAAAAUCCUUCGCUAUAUCACCAGAGGAAAGACGAGCAUAUUUUGGCAGUCUCAUCGCACCUCUUUCACGAGUGCUACCUCCAUUACAGCAAAACGGUCGCAGCGACCCAAUAGCCAUGCUUGGCCGAGGCUUAGCCAGUCGCACAAAUCAAAAGAAAAUAGAGAAGGCAGAGAAGGAGAUGGCGAAAGGCAAGAAGACCAAGAAUGUAGACAGUCUAGAAGGAGGACUCAGAUGGCUUAUUGUGAGGCAAGCAUCUGCUGAUGCGCUGGUAUACUGGAGGAACUCUACAGCAAGCAGCGUUCCCCAAGAGCAAGUGCAGGCGAGAUCGGACAGUCAAAUAGGAUAUUAUGAUAGCAGGUCAAAUCAAGCGGGCUCCCGGGAUGUCAUCAGCCCUUCUGUUUGA
Molecule: messenger RNA, 1002 nt
Organism: Penicillium taxi
Lineage: Eukaryota; Fungi; Ascomycota; Eurotiomycetes; Eurotiales; Aspergillaceae
Exons: 5
Coding region: 1-1002 (333 amino acids)
Source: RefSeq, a predicted model, not a curated record